UGAGGAGUUGGUGAGAGUGAUGAACUCUGAGCAGGAAAGGCCGUUUGUGUGCAGUGCCCCUGGCUGUUCUCAGCGGUUCCCCACAGAGGACCACCUGAUGAUUCACCGGCACAAGCAUGAGAUGACUCUGAAGUUUCCCUCCAUAAAGAUCGACAGCAUGUUAUCAGACCAGACGCCGACCCCGACGCGCUUCCUGAAGAACUGUGAGGAGGUGGGUCUGUUCAGCGAGCUGGACUGUUCUAUAGAACAGGAGUUCAGGAAGGCCCAGGAGGAAGAGGACAACAAACAGGUAGACAAGAUGACA
Oncorhynchus masou masou (cherry salmon) is the source of this 304-nucleotide messenger RNA. RefSeq names its product cyclic AMP-responsive element-binding protein 5-like. Gene Ontology annotation, molecular function: DNA-binding transcription factor activity, RNA polymerase II-specific; cAMP response element binding. Lineage: Eukaryota; Metazoa; Chordata; Actinopteri; Salmoniformes; Salmonidae. Gene Ontology annotation, biological process: regulation of transcription by RNA polymerase II. The record is from RefSeq and is a predicted model, not a curated record. The annotation marks the transcript as partial. The transcript has 3 exons.